AUGUCAACACCAUAUAAAAGUUUUCCUUUCAUGUCAUCUAUUAUAUCACCACCACCAUCUCCUAAAAAAUAUCCGAUCAUUCUUCCUCCUUUGAAAUUUCCUUACGAAUUUAGGAAUGAUGAAACGGUCGAUUCCACCUCCUCACUUGAAUCGACAAACCAACAAAAUGCAUUGGAAAAUCCACUUUUUCCUCCUAUAAAACAACAAAGUAAAUACCGGAUGCGUUUAUUAGAUGCACCAACCGAUCUUUUGGAUUAUAUUGAAAAAUCUAAACCAACAACAGUUCGAAGUCCACCAUCACAUUGCCUUUCUAGAUUUUCUUUAUCUAACGCUAAAUCAUCUCCUCUUGAGUUGAAUCAUCCA
Messenger RNA from Dentiscutata erythropus, 363 nucleotides. The record is from the annotation of a GenBank genome assembly. NCBI's taxonomy places the organism in Eukaryota, Fungi, Glomeromycota, Glomeromycetes, Diversisporales, Gigasporaceae.